AUGGAUCCCAAUCGUUCCCUCCACCUGCAAGAGGCAGAAGAGGCAGAGGGGGAAACAACCCUUUUGCUAACAAUGACAGAAGCAGGGCGGGGGCAAACUAGAGGAAUCAUCCAGAUCUGGAAGAGCAGGAAGAACACAGGGAGGAAGCUUUGCCCAGACCAUGCAGGGUGGAUCCCAGGAUUGAUUACGCUCAGCCAGAACAGGGGCGAAAUCUCCACCCUGUCAAUGCUUUGA
Molecule: messenger RNA, 234 nt
Organism: Prunus armeniaca (apricot)
Lineage: Eukaryota; Viridiplantae; Streptophyta; Magnoliopsida; Rosales; Rosaceae
Source: the annotation of a GenBank genome assembly